This is a messenger RNA of Monopterus albus (swamp eel), 3897 nucleotides long. RefSeq names its product faciogenital dysplasia (gene fgd). NCBI's taxonomy places the organism in Eukaryota, Metazoa, Chordata, Actinopteri, Synbranchiformes, Synbranchidae. The transcript has 19 exons. Gene Ontology annotation, molecular function: metal ion binding; guanyl-nucleotide exchange factor activity. Gene Ontology annotation, biological process: cytoskeleton organization; filopodium assembly. Gene Ontology annotation, cellular component: cytoplasm. The coding region runs from base 588 to 2849 and encodes 753 amino acids. The record is from RefSeq and is a predicted model, not a curated record.
UCCAGGCUCCCAGACAACCUCCCCCUGGCUUGGCGCUGGGCUACAUCGGACUAAAUUGUUUAACUUUUGUUGUUUGUUUAUUUGACACAGCAGGAGAUGAUAAGAUCUGUUUCAUACAGAGAGUAAAAACAUUGAAGGCUGAUGGCAAACUGAGUAUAGCUGACCUUGCUGCUGCCUCCCUGCAGUACCAGUGUGCACCAGUGGACUACCUAUGUUCGCCACAGCUGGUGAAGAAAGGUCCGACCCCCAGACCAUGUCACGACAGGCCUGCCAUCAAACCCCGGCCCCAGGCCUCCACCUUACCCAGUCCGUCAACCGCACAGAAACCUCAAGUGCCCCCUAAACCUGUGCACCUGCUUGCCCCUGGGCAAGACAAGAAACUCAAGAGGAUCCCUCCAGCUCCCUCGAGGCCUCUGCCUGCUCCCCCUCCUCCGCCCAAACCCAAGCCCAGUCUGACCCCUCCUGGCCAGGGAGCACAGCCACAAAGAGAGGCCCAGAAGGUGGGGCUGCUCAUCGAGAGGUUCGAAAAUUCAAAGGUCCCCAUCCUGGGGGUGUUCCCACGGUCCCAGCUGCACCUGUGUCUGAGAAUGGACACUGUGUCUGACAUCGCUUCCUCUUGCAGCCAGGACACCACAGCGAAGGUUGCAGGAGACUCCUCCCCUAUGGACAAACUUGCACUUAGCACCUCUGAACAGACUGAUGAGGCAUCUGAUCUGUCCUCUCUGGCAACCAUGCACAUCGAUGGCUCAGAGGAUGGCGUGCUGGAUGACUGUGCGGAGGAUGACAUCACACACAGGGUCGGUUGCCUUAACGAUGUGGAGCGGGAGGAAGGCUCCUCCCAAGAGCUCCUGGACAAUCCGGACUCCUCGGAGCAGAAGAUUCCUAACCGGGACAGUGGCAUUGACAGCCCCUCGUGUGCCGUAGAAGGGGAGGGGUUCCCCAACGAGGACGCCAUUGACGAGGAGGACCACUACGACAGUGUCACUGAAACAGAGAGCGUGUCCUGCUGUGUUACCCUGGGAAACAAGCGAGACUCAACACAGGAUGAGGACAGUGACUUAGACGAGGGGAGCAGCGGAGAGAUACACUCUCUGACAGACACACAGACUGGGUAUCUGAUAGAUGCACACACAGAGGCACCCAAAUGCUCAGAGGCUCAGAAGCUCCUGAACAUUGCCAAAGAGCUUCUCCACACUGAAGAGGCCUACGUCAAAAGACUCAACCUCCUCGACCAGGUAUUUUGCACUAAGCUCACAGAGGCUGGAAUCCCUCAGGACGUCAUUACAGGGAUUUUCUCCAACAUUUCCUCUAUCUACUGCUUCCACGACAAGUUCCUGCUCCCUGAGCUCAAGACACGCAUCACUGGAGAAUGGGACUCCAACCCUCGUAUUGGAGACAUCCUCCAGAAACUGGCUCCGUUCAUGAAGAUGUACGGAGAAUAUGUGAAGAACUUUGACCGAGCCAUGGACCUGGUCAACACCUGGACACAGCGAUCUUCACAGUUCAAGAGUGUUGUCCAGAAUAUACAGAAACAAGAUGUGUGUGGGAACCUGACGUUGCAGCACCACAUGCUGGAGCCGGUCCAAAGGAUUCCUCGCUACGAGAUGUUGCUCAAAGACUACCUGAAGAAGCUGCCUGACGAUGCCCUCGACCAAAAAGACGCAGAGAAGGCAUUGGAGCUCAUCUCUACUGCAGCGAAUCACUCCAAUGCAGCAAUCAGGAAAAUGGAGAAGAUGCACAAGCUGCUGGAGGUUUAUGAGCGGCUUGGGGGAGAAGAGGACAUAGUUAACCCAGCCAACGAGCUCAUCAAAGAAGGGCAUAUCAAGAAGAUGUCAGCCAAAAACGGAACAGCGCAAGACCGAUACCUCUACUUGUUCAACAAUAUGGUGCUAUACUGCGUGCCUAAACUCAGACUGAUGGGACAGAAGUUCAGUGUCAGAGAAAGGAUUGACAUUGCUGGCAUGGAGGUGCAGGAGAAUGUGAAGCAGAACCUUCCUCACUCUUUUGCCAUCAUUGGCAAGCAACGUUCACUGGAGCUGCAGGCCAGGACAGCUGAGGAGAAGGAAGACUGGAUUCAGGUCAUCCUGGCCACCAUCGAACGGCACAAACAAAACAGCGAAACAUUCAAUAAAGCUUUCAACAGCUCCUUCUCUCGGGAAGAUGACCAUGUCCCUGAAUCACCGGGUCCCUGGUGCAACACAUCCAUGGACUCUGACAGUGAAAGACUGCAUGAAAGAAAGAGUUCAAGGAAAAAGGAGAAAGAGAAGCAAGCAUGUAAAGGCUGCAACGAGAGCUUCAAUUUCACCAAGCGCAAACAUCACUGCAAGUCCUGUGGAGCGGCCAUCUGUGCAAAGUGUUCAAGGACCUUGGACAACAAGACGUGCCGUGUGUGCCCAGAGUGUUUUGAAGCGAGCCUCAGCCUGGAGAAUCUCAGUGUUAGUGAACAGAAAAGGAAAGCUUCGGCUGAGACUUCUCUAACGGGGGAGAACUGUCUACACUGUGGCCACCUUCAAGUGCAGGAGAAAGGGAAGAGCUGGACCAAGAUGUGGGUGGCUGUCACCAAAGCUGAGCCACUGGUGAUGUACUUACAGAGCAGUGGACAGGAUACCAAAGGGGCACGGGCGGUGCCUCUUCCUGGGUUCGAAGUGAACAUAGUACCGCCAUCAGCAGGUGAAAAGUCAGAGGUCAGACACGUGCUCCGCCUCAGUCACACCCAGCAAACUUUGCUCUUAAGUGCCCAAGAUGCAGAAGUUCAGGCCAAGUGGGUGGAUGUCCUCUCCAAAGCUGCCCGUGGAGAAACACCAACAGAUACAUCGACGAGCCUGACUGAAUACAGGAAGAGCCAGUAGCCAUGUUGGAGCCACGGGACUGCUGUAGCUCCCCCUUCCCUCCUUCCUCCUCUCCUGUGUAUAGAGCACACAUUACUUGAAUUCACUUUACCUUGGCACUUUUUUUUUUUACUUUUGAAAGGACCACUCAGUCCUUCCUAUGCCACUUCAGUCCAAUCCUCAUGACCACACAGCUACUUUUUGUCUCUUUCCCCUUUCUGUCAAAACACACAAAAAGAAGGACUGUGCUAUCAUACCGCUGUAUGUAUGUAUUAUUUCUUUCAGUGUUUUCAACAGCUGGAGAGGAUCUUUGAAGAACUCAUGUUUUAUGUAAAAUAUAGCUGAAUGGUUCCUGUAUUGUGUUUUUUAAAGAUGAAGGUCCUUGUACAUUAUACGACUGUGUGGUGGAGCAUUAACUCUUAUAGGUUUGUUUUACUUUUUGUGCAAAAGUGUUUGUGUGUGUGUGUGUGUGUGUGUGUGUGUGUGUGUGUGUGUGAGAGAGAGCCCCUUCCCAAGUUUAUUAGGUAUUGAAUGGUAGUGUAACAAACCUGCACCGCCUCUCUGCUCUCCUGCUGGGAACACAGUAGCAGUUCAGUGGGUAUUGUACAGAAACAAAAAAAGACAUUUUAACUUAAAAAGACAGAGAUGUGUAUAUUUGUGGCUGGCCACCUGAUGCUCCCAUGAUCAUCUCCUAUCUUAUAGAGUCUCUCCUCAUAUGUCUCUCUCCCUUCACCCUCUCUGGACUCUGAGACCUGUAAUCUGAGUCUGAUCCACCCACAUUUCCACUCUGUCAUUAUUCUUUACUCCUCCUGAUGAGAGUAUUCAGCCAGAAUGGCCUCAAGUCUGACCCUGCGCACAGGUUCAGUCCUUCAAUAUCUCCACUUGUACAGAUGCUAAAUAAAUCCUUUCCAGGUUCUCUUCUUUUUCUGUCUCUGAGUAUAGCAAACAUUUUCCUGCUUCUCCCCCUUUGGUGAUGUUGUGGAAAUCAAGUACUGUACUGUACUGUACAACUGUUAAUCUUGCCUUUUCCCGUUACCCUGCUCCUAUCAGCACCAGCCUUUAAGCAAAA